Molecule: messenger RNA, 3285 nt
Organism: Trichobilharzia regenti
Lineage: Eukaryota; Metazoa; Platyhelminthes; Trematoda; Strigeidida; Schistosomatidae
Source: the annotation of a GenBank genome assembly
GCUAACUAUAAAACGAAAGUUUCGAAGUUGUGAAGUUGUCAUUGUCAUCACGGCUAGUAAUAAAUUGUGCCUAAAUGUCAUCCAGUAAAUAAUACUGCUUCAAUGUGUGACAUAUCUGACAAACAAACUGCUAAACAGGCCACAGUGUCCGUGCCUAGCACCUGCAUUCCUUUUCUCAGAUGUUACUAAUCACCCAAUCAAUUGUAUAGUCUGGAAUCAUGAAUUUAUCCAAGUUACAUGUUAAUAUAGAUAUUAGGUGGAAACUUAUAGCAUAUGUGAUUUUUCGCUCUAAGCAGUCUGCCUACAACUAUAAAGGACUGAUGAUUCGGCCAGAUGGCUUUGUGUCAGCCGGUCAAUUCGUUAAACUUUCACUAUGAAUUUGUGUUGGGGAACUGGUCUGAUGUGUCAGAUUACAACUCCUGUUAUAAAGUAAAACAUUUAUGUGGCUAAAAUGUCUCCAAGUUUCUCAGAGAUGCUGUUAUAUAAUGAAUCAAGCCAGUCAUCAUAGUCUGUUUCAUGGUAUAACGUUGACAAUCUGGUCGUCUGGGCUUAAAUUAUCUGGCUGCAGUAUUUAGACUUUAUAGAUGCAGGUCUUUCUUUCAAAAAAGCUUAAAAUUACUUAUUAAAUAUUAAACUGACGUUUUUAUUCCAAUGGCAGGUAAUUGGAUGCAUACUAUCUCCCGCCAAUUGUGAACUGUAACGGUACAUCUACUCACUAGUGUUAACGUGGGUAUAAUGUCUGCGGAUGGUACAUGUGGGCCAGCACCCGAAGUGUACUUUUUCAGUACCUAUCGGCAUGUGUUCGAACUUACUGUGCUUGUAUUGAUGUCCACAUUUGGCUUAAAAUGUGUGAUAAGACUGUUCAGAAGAUAUAAAGGAGAGUUUCUUCGAGCUGGAUUCUCUGGUAUUGAUAUGAACAAGCCCACUAAACCAACACUUCCCGAGGCUCAGGGGGUAAUAUGUGGUGUCGUUUUCCUCUCCAUUAUGUUCAUCUUUAUACCUGUUCCGUUUUGGAAAUACCUUUUCGGUAAAGGUGAUAGUCAGCAAAUUGAAUCAUGUCCUUUUAACAGAACCGGGGAACAGCAGGAGAUUAUGUUCAAAAGUCAGUUCAUUCAAUUUCUUGCUGGUCUGCUGUCAGUAUGCUGUAUGAUAUUCUUGGGCUUCGCUGAUGAUGCUCUCAAUCUCCCAUGGCGUCACAAAAUUGUUUUUCCGUCUGUUGCAAGUUUACCAUUGUUAAUGGUAUAUUUGGCGAAUGAGGGAACAACUCGGAUUGUCGUACCAGUCAUGUUUAGAAGUAUCUUUGGCACUAGCAUCGAUAUCGGUAUUCUGUAUUAUGUGUAUAUGGGUUUAUUGGCCGUGUUUUGUACUAAUUCCAUCAAUAUCUACGCUGGAAUUAAUGGUCUUGAAGUUGGUCAAGCAAUAGUGAUUGCCUCUUCUUUGAUUUUGUUCAACUUAAUUGAGAUUACAAGUCAACAUUGGCGUGUUCAUCUGUUUUCCUUGUAUUUCCUGAUCCCAUUUUGGGCUGUAUGCUGGGCAUUGUAUUGUAUUAACCGAUAUCCAGCAAAAGCUUUUGUUGGUGAUACAUUCUGUUACUUUGCUGGAAUGACGUUUGCUGUUGUGGGUAUUUUGGGACAUUUCAGCAAAACAUUGCUACUAUUCUUUUUACCACAAAUAAUCAACUUUCUGUACAGCACUCCUCAGUUGUUUGGAUUGAUCCCUUGCCCACGACAUCGAUUACCUCGUUAUAAUCCUACAGAUGGUCUGCUACAUCCUAGUCGUGUUCGUUUCCAUCCCAAGUCUCUAUCACGUGCUGGAGAGUUCGUUUUAACAGUGUUUUCGCGUGUUGGUAUUAUUGAGUGUAAACUUUGUUCAGACUGUGUACCAAAUACACACGAAUCAAACAGGACUGAAAAGAACACCGAUACUGCUCCACAGACUCCUGAACAUCAGUCUGCAGAAGGUGAUCGAAAAUUGGGAAAUCGAUCACCAAGAAGUAGCAGUCCAGUGCAUAUGAAGUCACCAACUGAAGAAAUUGUUGAAGUAGAUAAUCUUACUGUCAUAAACAUGAUGCUACGUGUUUUGGGACCUAAAAAUGAACAACAGGCUACAAAUAACCUUCUAAUUUUACAGAUUCUGUGUUCCUGUUUAGCCUUCGCCAUUCGUUAUCCACUUGCUUGGUUCUUUUAUGAUGUACCAGCAUCACCAGCAAAUUGAGAAGAUGAAUCUACACAGCUUUUGUGCAGUGUGAGACAGCCGUAUGAUUGUCCCCCAUUCUUUAUUUUCUCUCCCAUCAAGGCAAUAGAUACUUUCUGACGAAAACGAACACAUGAGGUGUUGUGUUCAUUGUAAGGAAAAUUAUUUAGAGCUAACUAGUAUAUAUGUAUGCAUAUAAUCUACUGUUACUAAUUUCAUUAUACUACUAACCAACCUCAUCUACACACACACACACACUACUGCACUCAUUGUGUACAUCAGUUUCUUCGUGUACAUCUGCUUUCUUUUCACAUUUUGUUAAUAUAUACAUAUGUAUGAUUUUGCAAUGAGGCUUGAGCUUAUUAUCCCUCGUCACUCUUUAGAAAAAGAAAAAAAGUUGAUUUAUUUAUCUUCUAUCUUGUUGUAUAUUCCUGAUUUUGUAGCGACGAGGAGACUAUUGGUGGGAUUUUUGUCUUUGUCGUUGACAUACACACACACACAUUGUCUGCACAACAACCUCUUCUGGUUCCCCUUUUUUGUUUUCCUUCUUCUUCCUGUUUUUUUGUAUUUGCCUGCAUAUUUUCAAGGCGCAUUCUCUGUGUUAAGCAUUUUUGUGCGUGGUUGCUUCCUUUCUCCCUUCCGUGUGAGUGUGUGCGCGUCUUUGUUGUGUAUGCCUUAUGUAUCGCCUAACUCACCUAAAUGAUGAGGGUGGCUGGGUGGGUUUUGGUUAUUUCCUUCCCUCUGUCACAAUAUAUAUUGACUGUUUGACAUUAUUAUUGUGUAGUACAAUAGUAAACUUGUUAUUCAAAUAUUCCCCAGAAUGUUGUUAUAUAUACAAACAGGCCGUUUUAAACAUUUAAAUUAGAUGAUUUAAUAAAUCAAAUUCAUGUUAGUCAACCUUUAAAAUGAGUAGCUACUUGAAUCAAAGAUUUUCUCUUUGUGUGUGUGUGUAUGUGUGUGUGUGCGAGUUUUAUGUGUUUUCGGUAACAUUAUUCUUCAAUGAUUCUAGCAUACUUUAAAAGAAAAACAAAAUUCUGUUGGAUGUUGCAGUAAGUAAAAAUAAAUACUUCAACGCCAAAAAAUGUUAAUUGU